Molecule: messenger RNA, 813 nt
Organism: Parnassius mnemosyne (clouded apollo)
Lineage: Eukaryota; Metazoa; Arthropoda; Insecta; Lepidoptera; Papilionidae
Source: the annotation of a GenBank genome assembly
AUGGCGGUAGUAAAAUUGUAUGAAAGUGACCAAUUUCUUGUAGUGAAUAAACCUUACGAUAUGUUUAUUAAUUCAGAUGAUGAAAGGGAAAAGAACACAGUGACAUGUCACAUAGCCUCGCACGAUUCCCAUCGCGCGAAUUCGGCCAACCCCCUACACUUUGUGCAACGUCUCGACUACUCCACCAGUGGCAUCCUCUGCAUAGCUUUGACCAAAACCGCAGCGGCUAGUGCCGGUAAACUGUUCGAGAAGAGAAUGACAAAGAAAUAUUACCUUGCAAUAGUAAGAGGUCACAUAGAUGUGGAGAUGUGUGAUAUACAGUAUCCGAUUGGCGUCGACCAAACAUCGUCAGAGACCAGUCAUAAGAUGAUUGCCUUGACGGAAACCACGGAGGCUGUGUGUGGACUCCCCAGAGCAGCUCAUACGCGUUUACUGGCACUCGAAACUGGGUACUACGAGGGUAAUCCAGUUUCAGUCGUGCUUUUGAAGCCUGUCACGGGGAGGCGCCAUCAGCUAAGAGUUCACUGUACCACCAUUGGGCACACAGUACUCGGUGAUUACACAUACAGUGAACGACAAGACACCGCUCCACACAGGAUGUUCCUUCAUGCCACCAGGCUAGUCCUACCUUUACGCGAAGAACCUCUAGAUAUUCAAACACUAGAGCCAUUUUUCUCAGAUGAUCGCUUCAGUUCGAGAUGGAAGCCACUGUCCGCGAAAUAUAAUUACAAAAACAAAGAGGAUUUUUUAGCCGUCUGUGAUAUAAUUGACAAGUCCUAUGAGAUUGGUGUUCAGUAUAAACUGUUUAGUUGA